Messenger RNA from Rhopalosiphum maidis (corn leaf aphid), 1475 nucleotides. It is a transcript of the gene Pax, whose product is annotated as paxillin. The transcript has 4 exons. The record is from RefSeq and is a predicted model, not a curated record. Gene Ontology annotation, biological process: positive regulation of integrin-mediated signaling pathway; positive regulation of substrate adhesion-dependent cell spreading; cell-cell junction organization. The coding region runs from base 325 to 1092 and encodes 255 amino acids. Lineage: Eukaryota; Metazoa; Arthropoda; Insecta; Hemiptera; Aphididae. Gene Ontology annotation, cellular component: focal adhesion; cytoplasm; cell-cell junction.
CACGGACCGCCGACGCUUCACAAAUCCAAACAAUUCUGUCAGUGACUUUAUCGUUUGUAAAAUAGUAUUAAUAGUAAUAAUAGUAACAACAACAACAACAACAACAUCAGCCACAGCAGCAACUUCGACAAUUGUAUUUCGGUUUCUAAACGCAUUGUAUUAUAAUAACUUUGAUUAUAAUCUCGAAGAAAAAUACGAUCCAACGCGAUAUCUUAACAUACAACUCCGUCUUAGUGUCGUUACAUCGCAUAACAGGUGUCCAGCCCGGUGCGGGCUAGCUACGCUACAGAAUCAGCAGACUCGGCAGCACCGCGUUUGGACUGCAUGCUCGGCAGCCUCACAGCCGAGAUGAACAGACAAGGUGUGAACACUACUCAGAAGGGAUGCUGCACGGCGUGCGACAAGGCUAUCGUCGGGCAGGUGAUCACGGCGCUGGGCAAGACUUGGCACCCGGAACACUUCACGUGCAACCACUGUUCCCAGGAGCUGGGCACGCGCAAUUUUUUCGAGCGCGAGGGACGGCCGUACUGCGAACCGGAUUAUCACAACCUGUUCUCGCCCAGAUGCGCUUACUGCAACGGACCCAUACUCGACAAAUGCGUGACGGCCCUGGAGAAGACCUGGCACACCGAACACUUUUUCUGUGCCCAGUGCGGCAAACAGUUCGGCGAGGAAGGAUUCCACGAGCGCGAAGGCCGCCCUUACUGUCGAGACGAUUACUUCGACAUGUUCGCGCCCAAGUGCGGAGGGUGCACCAAGCCCAUAAUGGAGAACUACGUGUCUGCCCUGUCCACCCAAUGGCAUUCCAGCUGUUUCGUCUGCCGGGACUGCCGUAUGCCGUUCGUCAGUGGUCAGUUCUUCGACCACGAGAGCCAGCCCUACUGCGAGACGCACUACCAUGCCAAGCGUGGGUCGCUGUGCGCCGGAUGUCACAAGCCGAUUGCCGGCCGUUGCAUAACGGCCAUGUUCAAGAAGUUCCAUCCGGAGCAUUUCGUGUGCGCCUUUUGCCUGAAACAGCUCAAUAAAGGAACGUUCAAAGAACAAAACGAGAAACCGUACUGUCAUUCGUGUUUCGAGAAGCUGUUCGGAUAGACCGGCGCAGGCGAUGCAUGACACCGUCUCAUUUUAAUAUGAUGAUGAUUGACGACGACGGAUCGAUAUAAUUAUUGUAUCGUAAUGAUAAUAUUGUAAUAUGAUCAUGCGUAAUACGAUACGAUCACGCCGCCGUCGGUUUUAUAGAGCAAUAAAUAACAUGUGUAUUUUGUACGACCUACAAAUUUACCCAACCUCGUUAAAAUUUUCGUUUACUAUCAUGACAUAACCACCUCCUUGUAAUUUAUCAUAUGUUUUGAACUCCGUCAUCUCUCAUGAAAUAGCCAUUACCUAUGCCUUAUAACAUAUUUGUUUUUCUUUACUAACACGAUUUAUAUACUUGUAUUAUUAUUAUUAUUAUUAUUAUUAUGAUUAUUAUGAUU